AUGUUUUCUUUAACUGUUUGGUUCAGCAUUUUGUCAAUUGCAGGCGUUGUUUCAGGCGCUCAUCCUCCUCGUGCUACCCCAGCUCUAUAUCAUAAUCCUCAGUCAAGCACGGAAUCUCAUGGUGCGAGUUGGAUAAACUACACUGCCGUGCCAGGAUUCUUCUUACAAGAUGAAGCGACAACAGAUCCAUCGACUUUCGAUUAUACUCAAUGGAACUUUGGUCUCAUCAACCGAACUUAUCCCACCGACUCUCACGUCUCAAAAAAUGCAACCCAAUGGCGAAAAUUUGAGAACUAUGUUACUUCUUUAAACAAGAACUCACCGAAACAUUUGAACUAUAAGGUUUUGUUCAUGGGUAGACAUGGCGAAGGCUUUCAUAAUGCUGCUGAGACCUAUUAUGGAACUCCUGCUUGUUAUUAUUCCUUAAUAGAUGGUAAUUCAACCGUCACCGCCCAAAAAGCCGCCGACUACUGGCUUUCGCGCAUCCAGCUCCAAAACAUCCCACUACCACAGUCCUACUACACCUCCCCACUAUAUCGCUGCCUUGAAACUGCAAACGUAACUUUUUCCACUCUCCCUCUUCCUAAAUCUCGCCCUUUCAAACCUUUAAUCAAAGAGCUUUUCCGAGAAGGUAUCUCCGGCCAUACUUGUGAUCGAAGAAGUAACCGAACAUUCAUCCAUGAAUCGUUUCCCUCGUAUAAAAUCGAGAAAGGAUUUUCGGAAGAUGAUCUGCUUUGGAAGGAACUUGAGGGUGAAGUUGCCAUUGAUCAGGAUAUUAGGAGUAAGAAGGUUUUGGAUGAGGUUUUUGGGAGUGAUGAUAAUACUUGGUUGAGUAUAACAAGUCAUUCAGGGGAAAUUUCUAGUAUUUUGAGAGUCCUGAAUCACCAAGUCUUCAGAUUAACAACCGGAUCCAUCAUACCCGUUCUCGUUAAAGCAGAGACGAUCCCAGGAGACGCAACAUCGACGUCUUAUCUACCAUGGACAACUAUAUCAACAUGUACUAGUCCUCCAGCCAACACGGCUACCUCAUAA
This is a messenger RNA of Sclerotinia sclerotiorum 1980 UF-70, 1032 nucleotides long. RefSeq lists its product as hypothetical. NCBI's taxonomy places the organism in Eukaryota, Fungi, Ascomycota, Leotiomycetes, Helotiales, Sclerotiniaceae. Bases 1 to 1032 code for a protein of 343 amino acids. Gene Ontology annotation, molecular function: phosphatase activity. Gene Ontology annotation, cellular component: cytoplasm. The record is from RefSeq and is a predicted model, not a curated record. The transcript has 6 exons.